GAAGGGUCCUAGUCAACCUUUAACAUAUGCACGACAAUUUGUCUCCAUCUUAAUCUAUUUAUUGCAGACUGUAAUCUGCAACUCCAAAAAGCAUGUACUUUUCCACUGUUCUAAUAGCUAUUUUUAUCAUAUUAGACGUUUUUUCUUACUUUCUAAAGAAACAUCACCAGGAAGAUGAUGAUGGUGACCAGAAGAAUACACCCCAAUCAUUGUCAUCGGGUCAACGAUAUGUACAAGAAGCAGAUAACUGCGGGAGGAAAUGUUCAUCUGACACACAAUGUCGCCGUUUUUCACUUGCAGAAAUCAAACUGGCAACUAAUGAUUUUGAUGAGGGAUAUGUCAUAGGAAAGGGCGGUUUUGGGAAUGUAUACAAAGGUAAAAUUGGCUUCGGGGAAGGAAUUGAUGUUGCCAUCAAGAGGUCACAUUUUGAUUCCUAUCAAGCGGGGGCUGAGUUCUGGGCAGAAAUUGAGAUGCUUUCCAAGUUUUGUCAUAGCCAUAUUGUCUCUCUACUAGGAUAUUGUGAAGAACCACGUGAGCGAGAGAUGAUUCUUGUUUAUGAAUACCUGCCUAAUGGAAGUCUCGCGGAUCGUUUGCACAAAAGAAGAGCAGACGGAAGCAAUUAUUCUCCACUGACUUGGGUUCAGAGGCUACAUAUUUGCAUAGGUGCUGCUCGUGGUUUAGACUAUCUCCAUACGGGUACCAGUGUUCAAUUUAGAGUCAUACACCGUGAUGUCAAGAGCUCAAAUAUCUUGCUCGACGAUAAUUUGGCAUCUAAGAUUUCUGAUUUUGGGGUGUCCAGAACUAGUCCAGCAUACCUGUCAGGCACUACUACUAAUGUUUUUACCGGUCAGAUCAUAGGCACUUUUGGGUACAUGGAUGCCGAGUAUUUCUCAACUCAUAGACUGACACGUAAGUCUGACGUGUAUGCAUUCGGUGUGGUCUUAUUGGAAGUUUUAUGUGGAAGGCCUGCUCUGGAUUUUACAUUGGAAGAGCAGCAACACAGCCUGUCUGGAUGGGCCAAGCAAUGCAUUAGAGAAAGUAAAAUAAGUCGAAUUAUUGAUCCCUGUUUGAGGGGUCAGGUACCGGGUAAGUGUUUGAAGGAAUUUGGUCAAAUUGCAUAUGAGUGCCUUCAUCCAUGUGCAAAGGAUCGACCCACAAUGUCUAUGGUUCUGGCAAGGCUUGAGUUUGUGCUAGCUUGGACGAUGCGGAACAGGCAGAGUGCUAAUAAUCGGAAACACAUUAGAAGAGCUGUAUUAAUUGAGAAGGCAUGGUCAUUGUUUUCAAUUAAACCUUCAACCCGUAUGAGCUCUGAUACAAAGAAAUUUAGAGUAAGUGAUGAAAACAAAGUAAAAGGUGUCACAGUGGAACAAGAAGCUACCUCAAUGGUGGGAAGUGGCCGUGAUAAUGGUGGUGUUGACAAUACUUUUCAACAGGUGGUUCCACCAAGUGGGGAGACGAUCCUUAAAGAGUUCACAUUUUCUGAGCUACAAAGAGCCACAAAGAAUUUUGGGCAAGAAAUGUGCAUUGGAGAGGGUGGUUUUGGGAAGGUUUACAAAGGGUGGCUGGACAAUGCUACAUCGGAGCCACCGAAGAUUGGUGAUACUAUGAUGGUGGCCAUCAAAAAAUCCAAAGUUGACAGUGCUCAAGGUCUCAAAGAGUGGCAGGCGGAACUGAUGUUCUUGGGAUAUAUUAGCCACCCAAACAUUGUAAAACUCUUCGGAUAUUGCUGGGAAAAUUUGGAGUAUUUGCUCGUUUAUGAAUUUGUGCCAAAAGGAAGCUUAGAAAACCAUUUAUUCAGAAAAGGUGCAGAACCACUUCCAUGGCAUACAAGGAUUAAAAUAGCUAUUGGAGCAGCUCAAGGCUUGGCUUUCAUGCACACCAAAGAAAAUAAUGUCAUUUGUAGGGACGUGAAAUCAUCAAAUAUUUUGUUAGAUGGGGAUUUUAAUGCAAAACUCUCGGAUUUUGGACUAGCUAAAUCAGGUCCUGUCAAUGGAGAGUCUCAUGUCUCAACGUGCGUAGUUGGAACCUUUGGCUAUGCAGCUCCCGAGUACAUCGCUACAGGGCAUUUAUAUAUCAAGAGCGAUGUUUAUUCUUUUGGAGUGGUGAUGCUGGAAAUCAUAACAGGGUUACGAGUUUUAGACACUCGACGACAUGGCCUGAAGCAUAACUUGGUGGAUUGGGCAAAACCUAAUUUGUGUGAUAAAAAGGGAUUACAAAAAGUCAUCGACCCACGAUUGAAGCAAGCUUACCCUUCAGAAGGCGCUCGUAAAACUGCUGAGCUUAUCCUAGGCUGUCUUGAGUCAGAACCCAAGAACCGGCCUUCUAUGGAGGAAGUUGUGUCAGUUUUACAGGUUAUAAGUGCAAUCCAAAUGAAACCGGGGCAGUCAAAGGACAACACCAGCCAAUCGAGUAACUGGCAUCAUCAAAACUACCACUCUCCCCUUGGUACAAAGCAAGGUAGAGGAGCAUGGUCUACCAGCAGUUGGUUAUCAGGUUUAGGAGUACUCAUUGGUUCAAAGCAGGACCGAGCCCAGACAGAAACUAAUCAAACAAAAACCAAAAGAUGGAGAAAUUAAACUGAGAACCACAGAGAUGCAUCAUAAUUGGUCCAUUAAUAAAUUUUAGCAAUCAAUUUUCUUGCCUGAAUUUAUGUAAUAAAUUAUUAUGGCCCUUAUGUUUGUAUAAUACACAAUUUAUGAAUCUUAGUACUCAUGAACAGAUGAUACCAUACAGAA
Molecule: messenger RNA, 2735 nt
Organism: Erigeron canadensis
Lineage: Eukaryota; Viridiplantae; Streptophyta; Magnoliopsida; Asterales; Asteraceae
Product: receptor-like protein kinase FERONIA
Exons: 6
Coding region: 93-2576 (827 amino acids)
Biological process (GO): protein phosphorylation
Molecular function (GO): protein kinase activity; ATP binding
Source: RefSeq, a predicted model, not a curated record